Messenger RNA from Radiomyces spectabilis, 1407 nucleotides. RefSeq lists its product as uncharacterized. NCBI's taxonomy places the organism in Eukaryota, Fungi, Mucoromycota, Mucoromycetes, Mucorales, Radiomycetaceae. Gene Ontology annotation, cellular component: membrane. The transcript has 3 exons. Gene Ontology annotation, biological process: magnesium ion transport. Gene Ontology annotation, molecular function: magnesium ion transmembrane transporter activity. The record is from RefSeq and is a predicted model, not a curated record. The coding region runs from base 106 to 1134 and encodes 342 amino acids.
ACGGUUUCCAUAAAUAACCUUCCAAUUUCGUCUCCUAUUGGGAAACAGUGACAUGAACAAGCAAAUUUUUUGAACUGCCUUUGUCCUUUUGUUCCUUUCCAUCUUAUGCAUUUUAUUGACUCGAAAGGAUUGUGGAGUGCUUUAGCCGUUGCGCUGCUGGCCAGCUUAACGCAAGCGCUCGGCAUCUCCUUGCAACGACGUUCUCAUCUGGAAGCUCGUACCGAUGCCCUGUUUCGUCGGCCUUUAUGGGUGUCUGGUUUUCUGAUUUAUACCUUGUCGACCAUUGUCGGCUCCACCAUCACCAUCGGCUAUCUUCCCAUCGUUAUUCUGGCUCCUAUAGGAGCUAUCGGUCUUGUGUUCAAUGCUAUUUUCGCUCGUUUGGUGUUGGGCGACCCUUUUACCGCCAGAACGGUGCUAGGUACCUCCUUGAUUGUGGUGGGAGCGGUUCUUGUUGGUGGUUUCGGCGUGGUUCCGGAACCUAAACAUUCUCUGCAAGACCUUAUCAAGCUGUACAAGCGACCUGCUUUCAUUGCUUACUUUGCCGUUAUCGAGACGUUCACGUGCCUAGGUCUUUUGGUAACGCAUGUGCUGGAGUAUGGCAUGAACAAGAAGAAACCCCAUCCCCAUGGCCUGUGGAGUCAUCCAGAUCUAAAAAUGUGGUUGGGCAUCAGUUACGGUAUGCUUGGUGCGAAUAUCAGUAGCCAAGCGAUGCUGUUUGCCAAAAGCGGAUUAGAGUUACUGACGCUCACGAUCUUCCAGCAUGAGAAUCAGUUUGUGUAUCCUUUGACUUGGGCUAUCGUGUUUGCUCUGAUUUUUACAGCAAUUCUUCAGCUUCAUUAUCUGAAUCGUGGCGUGCAACUCUGUGAUACCAUUAUUCUCGUUCCGCUCAAUUUUUGCUCUUUCAACGUGUCUUGUCUGUUCAAUGGAUUGAUGUAUUACAACCAAUGGGACCAGUUGUUUUGGUGGCAAGUCGUGGCCGUUCUCUCUGGGAUUGUCAUCCUUGUCUACGGUGUACUGGUCAUCUUUUUCCAACCAUCGACGACCCGUCUGAAAGACGUCGAUCCCGAUCACAACAUCAAGGGACAGCAGAAAAAUAUACCAAGCGAACGUACACCCCUCUUGGCAUCUGCCUAACAUGCACAAGAUCUCUCUCUCUUUAUCACCAUUUUUAUACUCGUACGAUCUAAAUGUAUAUCCCUUUUGUUAUCUGUUUUUCCACUUUUCUCAAGCACAUGGAAAAAUCCUAUCUAGGUUUCAUCGCUGAUCAUUCAUUUGCUCUGUUUUCUCAUUCCUUCUUUUGUUUGCAUUUUCUUUUUAUCUCACAUGCUUUCUGUUCAUUGCAUGUGGUAUUUACCCUUUUCUCUGUAAAUAAACAAUUUAAUUUAUAUUAAAAGCAUUCAUUGGAUC